ACCCUCGCCGCCGCCACCGCCACUCCAAACCCUAGUCUUCCACCCACCGCCGCCACCUCUACCACCAGCCGCUGUUCAUCUCUUGCCGUUCUCGUUGGUCUAUGGGCACCUGGUGUUGUUCCUCAGCCCUCACCAGUGAUGCCCUUGUCUUGUUGCUGAAGGAUUUGUCUUGUCGUCGUCAUGUCUUCGUUUCAUGAUUCUUUAGUUAAGAAUCUCCAUUGUACCUCGCAAAAGUUGGAUGGAAGGAACUAUGUUUUUUGGGCGCAGAGUUUUGAGCAGUUCCUUAUGGCUCAUAAGAAAUCAUCGUACCUCACGGCAGAUCCGCCGGACUCGAAAGAUGCCAAGUAUGCUGAUUGGCUUGCUGAGGAUGCUGCAGUGCGCUCAUGGUUGACCGGUAGUAUGGAGCCGGAUAUUGCCCGAAGUGUGGUGAUGUUGACUACUGCAAAGGCAAUUUGGGAGAUGUGCAGAUUGACAUAUGGAAAUGAAAAUAAUAUCUCUCGUGUUUUUGAGUUGUAUGAGCAACUGUUUACAGCCCGUCAAGGCGAUCGUACCGCCCCUCAGUUCUUCACUCACAUCCGUAGCCUGUUGGAUGAGCUGGAUAUUUACCAGCCAUUAGUUCUUGAUCUGGCCACCCUUCGUCGUUACCGGAAUGAAGUUGCAGUCAUCGCAUAUCUUUCCGGGCUCCCCGUUGAGAUGCAAAACCAGGUGAAGGGCUCUAUUCUGAGUUCUGAGAGAAUGCCUGAUCUUGCUGUUGUCUAUGCUCGCGUGCUUCGCCUGUCUUCUACAUCCACAUCUCCGUCGCCCGUUGUGUCCUCUGAUCAGUCCGCUUUGCUAGCUUCUCGUGGGCGUGGUGGUAAAGGCUCCUCUCGUGGUGGUCGAGGAGCUGGCCGUGGUGAUUCUCGGAAUAGGUUUGUGUGUACCUUCUGUCGACGGCCAGGCCACACUGAGGAUCGUUGUUGGGAUAAGCAUGGUCGCCCGGCAAUGGCCAAUGCUAGUACCGAGGUGGUCGAUCCGUCACCCACUUCUAGUGCUGAACAGUUUGUCACUAUCUCUCAGGCUGACUUUGCACGGUUCCAGCAGCUACAGGGCACAGCGUCUCACACCACAGUCUCUUCUUCUGUUUCCUCAGGUAAUGCCUUUCUUGCUUCCAGGGACAGUUCCUGGAUUAUUGACUCUGGGGCCUCUUCUCACAUGACAGGAUCUGCAGACAGGGAAGAGGAUUGGUUUGGGGCGUAAUCGUGGUGACGGCGUA
Dioscorea cayenensis subsp. rotundata (Guinea yam) is the source of this 1252-nucleotide messenger RNA. RefSeq lists its product as uncharacterized. NCBI's taxonomy places the organism in Eukaryota, Viridiplantae, Streptophyta, Magnoliopsida, Dioscoreales, Dioscoreaceae. Bases 181 to 1236 code for a protein of 351 amino acids. The record is from RefSeq and is a predicted model, not a curated record. The transcript has 2 exons.